UACACUUCUUUUCCUUUUUCUUCUUCUUCUUCUUCUUUCUUCAUAGUGUCUCUGUUUCAUAAGCAAAUGAGAAAUGAAAGGUCUGCUGAAGCUGAAUCAAAUGCUAGCAGACCUCACUCGCUCCAACCACCACACCCAAUCCCUCACCCUCUUCGUUCUCGCCCACUCUUCCUUCACACCUGACCACUACACCCUCUCCGCCGCCCUCACCGCCGCCGCCAACGCGCGCCACACCACCUUCGGCCCCCAGCUCCAUGCGCACGCAGUCCGAACAGGGCUCUGGGCCCACUCCCACGUCGCCAACUCCCUCCUCUCGCUCUACGCCAAGACCCACGACCUCGCCUCCGUCGAACGCGCGUUCACCGAAAUCCGUUGCCCCGACGCGUAUUCGUGGACUACGCUGCUCUCUGCCUGCGCCAAACUGGCCCCUGUUACCCAUGCCCUUCAACUGUUCGACCAAAUUCCCAAACGACACGUGGCUGUCUGGAACGCUGUCAUUACCGGGUGUGCGGACAAGGGCCAUGAAGGUCUUGCUUUUAACUUGUUCAGGGACAUGCAAAAUAUGGGUGUUAAGGCUGAUAAAUACACUUUUGCCACCAUGUUGAGUUUGUGCUCUUUGGAGCUUUUGGAUUAUGGAAGGCACGUGCAUUCGGUGGUUAUCAAAAGUGGUUUUUUGGGUUGGACUUCUGUGGUUAAUUCUUUGAUCACUAUGUAUUUUAAGUGUGGGUGUGUUGUGGAUGCUUGUGAGGUGUUUGAGGAAGCAGAAGAAGGUGGCACGUGUGAUUAUGUUACGUAUAAUGCAAUAAUAGAUGGUUUUGCAAGUGAGGAGAGAAGUGAGGAUGCAUUUUUGAUGUUCAGAGACAUGCAAAAGGGUUGUUUUGGCCCAACGGAAGUUACCUUUGUGAGUGUCAUGAGUUCCUGUUCAUGUUUAAGAGCUGGUUGUCAAGCGCAGGCUCAAGCUAUCAAGAUGGGUCUUAUUGGUUGUGUUGCUGUGAGCAAUGCAAUGCUGACAAUGUAUUCUGGGUUUGGGGAGGUUUAUGAGGUUCGAGAUAUUUUUGAGCGAAUGGGAGAAAGGGAUGUUGUUUCAUGGAACAUAAUGGUUUCAACGCUUUUACAAGAAAAUCUCGAAGAAGAAGCAAUUUUGAGCUAUUUGAAAAUGAGGAGGGAGGGAAUUGAACCAGACGAGUAUACUUAUGGAAGUUUGCUGGUUGCUACAGAUUCCUUGCAAGUUGUGGAGAUGAUCCACUCCCUUCUAUGCAAAAGUGGGCUUGGUAAAAUUGAAGUUUUGAAUGUGUUAGUUUCUGCAUACUGCAGACAUAGGAAGAUGAACUGUGCAUUUCAAAUCUUCUCUGCUGUUCCCUAUAAAAAUUUAAUAUCUUGGAACAGUAUCAUAUCUGGGUUUUUGAUGAAUGGAUGUCCUUUACAAGGGCUAGAACAAUUCUCUGCGUUACUUCGUGCACAAAUCAAGCCAAAUGCCUAUUCCCUCAGUCUUGUUCUGAGCAUUUGUUCUGUCAUGUCAGCCAUGAGUCAUGGGAAACAGAUUCAUUGUUACAUACUAAGACAUGCUUUUUCUUCAGAAGUUUCUUUGGGUAAUGCCUUGGUCACAAUGUAUGCCAAAUGUGGAUCUUUGGAUGGGGCUUUGAGAGUAUUUGAUGCAAUGGUGGAAAGAGAUACAAUCUCUUGGAAUGCUAUAAUAUCUGCUUAUGCACAGCAUGGACGAGGAAAAGAAGCUGUGUCCUGUUUUGAGGCAAUGCAGACCACACCUGGAAUCAGACCAGACCAGGCUACCUUUACUUCAGUUCUUUCUGCUUGCAGCCAUGCAGGUUUGGUCGAUGACGGUGCCUGUAUUUUCUAUACAAUGGUAAAAGUUUAUGGAAUUUUGCCAAGUGUGGAUCAUUUUUCUUGCUUAGUUGAUCUGCUAGGUCGCAAUGGAUACCUUGAUGAGGCAGAGACCGUUAUUAAAGAUGGAUAUUUGGGAGCACAUUCUAAUAUGUGCUGGUCAAUGUUUAGUGCUUGUGCAGCUCAUGGUAAUUUAAAGCUAGGAAGAGCAGUUGCCAGACUUCUUCUGGAAAGAGAGAAUGACAAUCCAUCAGUUUAUGUGCUCUUAUCAAAUAUCUGUGCAGCAGCAGGUCAGUGGGAAGAAGCAGCUAAUGUUAGAGACAUGAUUAGUGAUUUCGGGACAACAAAGCAGCCUGGCUGCAGUUGGAUCAGAACCUAAGAGCUACUGGUUAUAUGUUCUUGCAAAUGUAUAAGCACGACCUGAAUGUGAUGGAGGUCCUACACAGAGUUCAAUUUUGAAUAAACUUGGGCAUAGUGUAUGAUGUGAUAUGCAAGAAAGUGGAAUUCAAAUUCUAGCAGAAAAUUUGCUAUUAGUAUCCCCGGGCAUGUAGUUUCCAAUAUUUAUUUUCUCCAAGUGAAGGUAAAAAGGGCCAAAGUUGGGGUAUUUUCUACGUAAAGACGGUGCUUAGAGGAGCUGAAAGUAAGAUGAGGUUGUAGACUGGUAUUCAAAGAACUGGGUGGACGAGCAAUGGGAGCUCCUAAGGGAUUUUGGGCUUCUUUGUGGACCUUUAGGUGCACAGUGCCUUUCUUCAUCGGUCUACGGCUUCCAGGCAACAGUAAAGGUAAAUGUCAUUGAUUAUGAGUCUAUUGUCAUUGAUUAUGAGUCUAUUCUUCUGUGUUCUUUGGUCUAGAUUUUGGUAUAUCUUUAUUGGGAAAUACACCAUGAACACUAAAGAUGGAAUUUAUUGAGAUUACUGUACAAAAUACCAUACUGUGAUAGUAGACUUGUUUUCUUUUGUGUUGCUUUGAUAUACAAUAAUAGACCACAGGGUGAUAUUGAGGAGUUUGAAGCAAUCCAUCCAUAAGGGAUCCGAUUCCGGAGAAUGAUCCGAUUGAUCUGUACAAGGAAUGCAAGGGUAAUGUGAUCAGGUAAAAACAUUGUGUUGAGCAAGAACCUUUUGUUGGGUAAACGAUUUCAGCCUGACCUCUGGAGUAACCUCCUUUUGCAGACUAUUCUGUUCUACUCUUUGUUCAGAUCCUAAAUUUGACUCACCCAAAACAAGGAUAUUCUUGUAACACCAAAUCAAUCAAUCAAUCAUUUGAUCUAGACGUGGGUUUCACUGUUAGAAAAGGAAAAUAAUUUUUUGCUAAUGUGAGAUAGAUCUGAGUCCAUACCAUAAUUGGGAGACCAUUCAGUUAUAUCAGUGAAGAGAGAUUGUGCAUACUAAAAUAGACAAUAUUUUUUGUUUUGUUGCUCAACAUUCAUCUUGAUACCUAUUUUCUCUUUUCUCCAUUUCUGUGGGAGAACUAAAUGAGGCAAGAGCCUACAAGAGAUGGGCACAGAAAAUAUUAGAAACAAAGCCACCAACUAUUCCCUCAAGAAGACAGGCAAAGUAAGUUUAUCUGCAAGGUUUAGGAAUAUUCAAUGUUUAAAUCUUCAAGAGAUCAUCAAAUAUGCAAUUGGAAACAAAUUAUCUACAUGAAGAGGAGAGGGGGAGGAGCAAAAGGACCAUGACACUGUCCAUCAGGUACAGAGACACAUCCAAAAGGUCUGACAAGUUGGGUAUGGAUCCUGCUUUCUUGGUCAGUCAUAAUGAGAAGUCUGACAAUGGGUUUGAUAGAACGGAAGUUGUUGACGUAUGCAUCAUUUUUAUACAGCUUGUUUUGUUUUAAACGGAAGGAUUCUCAGCAUCUCAGCAACGUUUUAACCAAAUUCAGAAAGCUUGGCUUUUGUUGCAGGACUUUGCUAGGGACAAGAGUCAAGGUAGGGUUUAAGACACUGCAAAAUUUGUCUGUGAACCUCUGUUAUGUGAUGUCACUCAUUUUAGAGUCUUGAGCAAGAGGCUGUGACUGUUGAGAAGGGGAUUAAAGUAGCCAAAGAGAUACCUAAGGCUCUGCUAUUGAGUUUGUUGUUUCCUUGAGGCAUGGUAACUUUGGAGCACAGUUAGACUUCUACACUAAAAGUGGUGAGUCUGGACAUUCACACUAUCAAAGAUUACAUGGACAGUCAAUCCUUAGAUGAAGAUGCUUGACCAAGACCCUUUUUUUUUUCUCUAUAUAUUUUUUUUCUGACCCUUGAAAUAGUCUUUAUGAAGAUUAAUAAUUGGAUGAGGAUGAGUGAAUCAUUAUCACAGUAAACUUUUACUGAUUUCUAUAUCA
Messenger RNA from Vigna unguiculata (cowpea), 4158 nucleotides. RefSeq names its product Tetratricopeptide repeat (TPR)-like superfamily protein. Gene Ontology annotation, molecular function: RNA binding; protein binding. The record is from RefSeq and is a predicted model, not a curated record. NCBI's taxonomy places the organism in Eukaryota, Viridiplantae, Streptophyta, Magnoliopsida, Fabales, Fabaceae. Gene Ontology annotation, biological process: RNA modification.